AUGCUAGUUCCCCAAACUCCCGAAUUUACAAGACAGAAUUCACAAGAGGAAAAAGACGGAUACCGGAUUGUUUAUAUUGAGAACAUACGGAAAGCUGUUCAAUUGAUGCACAAAUGUAAGAAUGGGACAAUCAUAACUUGUGAAGAUGCUUCAAAACGUGCUGGAUUGAGCAGCAGCUACUAUUUUGAAUGCACCAAAUGUAGACAGAGAGUGGACAUGGAUACUUCGAAGCCAGUCAAGGGAAAAGCUCGUUCUUUUGAUGUAAAUCGGAGAACAAAUUUUGCCAUGGGUGAGUUGGGCUUAGGCAGAGAGGCUCUUGCCACCAUUUGCGAAAUUUUAAAUAUGCCACCCCCAGUAAGUGAUAGUGCUUAUCAAAAACAUAAUCGCUCGGUGAACUUAGCAACACGAAAAGUUUUGGAAGAAAGGUUGAACGAUGCCGGCCAUCGAGUACGCACAUUCCUGCAGAAGGAUGAUGCAGAAAUUCUUGAUGUUGCCAUGUCAUUUGAUGGUACAUGGAACAAAAGGGGCUUCACGGCCAACUAUGGAGUUGGAAUUGUCAUUUCUGCUGAUACUGGGGAGGUCUUGGACUAUGUUGUUUUAUCAAAGGUCUGUGAACUUUGCAAAGCUGCAGAGAAACACAAAAGCAAUCCCGAGAAAUACCAAGAGUGGAAAGAUGCUCAUGCGGCCAGUGGACUGUGCCAAAAGAAUUAUAAUGGUUCUAGUCCUGCUAUGGAAAAAGAAGCAGCCAGAAUUUUGUGGAGUAGAUAUCUGUCGAGAAGCGCAAGUUCCGGUAUAUUGAUAUGGUAUGUGAUGGUGAUAGCAAGGCACAUGGAGAAGUGUGGGAUAUAUAUGGGGUUUGUGAUGAUUGUGAGAAAUAUGAAAAUAUGGACAAACAGUCAGCAGAGUACCAAAAGUGGUUGAAAUCGAAAGCACAUGCUAAUUGGGAGAGAGAACAUAGCACAAGCAAUGACAAUUGCCAUCGGGUUAGCAAGCUUGAUUGUGUCGGACAUGUGCAGAAGCGUAUGGGGAAAAACCUGAUAGCUCUGUCUGGAAAGUCAAAGCUCGCAGAUGGUAAACCGGUGGGAGGAAGAGCAGGAAGACUCACCAGGCCUAUGAUUGACAAACUGCAGAAAUAUUAUGGCAAUGCCAUUAGACGGUGCGUGGACAAAAAAGCGAAAAGUAAACAAGAAGUGGAGGAUGCAGUAAAGAGAAUGCAAUGUGCGAUAAAAGGA
This is a messenger RNA of Paramuricea clavata, 1232 nucleotides long. NCBI's taxonomy places the organism in Eukaryota, Metazoa, Cnidaria, Anthozoa, Malacalcyonacea, Plexauridae. The record is from the annotation of a GenBank genome assembly.